Penaeus chinensis is the source of this 1484-nucleotide messenger RNA. RefSeq lists its product as uncharacterized. Gene Ontology annotation, biological process: membrane organization. The transcript is spliced from 4 exons. NCBI's taxonomy places the organism in Eukaryota, Metazoa, Arthropoda, Malacostraca, Decapoda, Penaeidae. Gene Ontology annotation, cellular component: membrane. Gene Ontology annotation, molecular function: ATPase activator activity. The coding region runs from base 449 to 1198 and encodes 249 amino acids. The record is from RefSeq and is a predicted model, not a curated record.
UAUUUCUAGCGGAAGAGCUUUUGGGAAGGAGAAUGGUACUCUCUCACAGUAUACCCUCAGAAGACAAUGGCAAACCACUGAGUAUUUUGCCAAGUUAUACCAUGAUGAUGCAGAGUAUUGGCAUCAUCGGGUUGCCAAUGUCACUUGAUUCGGCACCAAAUGAAGAAAGAAGACAAGUGCACUGAAUAAAUGUGUACCUUAAUUCAAAAACAUAAAAUGUACCAUAUAGCAUCUUUCUUCAUAUUAAAACAUACAUUGAUAAUGGAAAACCUAGUAACACAUCAUAUGGUCUUCCCACAUAACAAGACCGCCAUAUCUUAUCUCUAGAUCUUAGUGAUAUGUAAUAAGUUUGUCAUUGGACUUUAGAUCUGUUAUUUGCAAGAUAAGUGCUUUAGUGCUGAACAUAAUAUAGUACUUUCCAGAGACACGUACAAAAAUACACAAUACCAUGUCAGCACAUAAAAAGCUAAUAAUAAAAUACUUAUUCCUUAUAAUCAUGACAUUAAACCAAGGAAUUCAUGUCACAUCCUCUGCAGAAACAAAGAGCAACACCUGUAGAAAUAAUGUGCAUGUUUACGACAAACUGAAAAUCAAGCUAAAAUGCCUUGUAUCAGAAUUCUCACAGCCUAAACAAGUCUGGGUACAGAUUAUUGGACAGUUAUAUUCUAUUAUGGAUGAAACACCCCUGAGACCUGCAGUUAUAAUGGUUGCUGUUCCUCAAGAUACAAAACGAGAGAGUAUGUGUUUUGUUCAGCAUAUUUCUGAGAGUGUUGCUGCUUCAUUUGAUGAUUCAUCAUAUAUAGUCUACAAUGCCAAAAGUGAUAGUCACUUGGAUCCUUUUAUGAUGAAGCAAAUUUUGGACGGUAAACUUCAACAACUACAAACUUCACACGUAGCAAUAAUCAAUGGCAUGGAGUCAAUUCCAGGCAACGCUUCACUGAUUCUUCAUGGUUACUGUGAUAAUGACAAUGCACCUUAUAAGCAGAGGCUCAUCUUUCUAAUACUCAAUCUACCAAUACAAUACGCAGCUUUACAAGAGGAAAAACUGGACAAAGUCAUCGAUGAGUACCUGCUUGAACUAUGGGGGACACAGCUCAAAGUCAAAGAUGUCUCUGCAUUAGUGGCCAGAGUUGCCAGCAUGCCCGUGCUUGUACAGCCUGAGAGAGAAGAAAUGCUGGAUUGCUUGUGUCCACUUUGAUUUGUGACAUUGCAAUCUUGGUAGGUAGUGUUAUGCUAUGAAUAAAAAUAUAUAUGGAAAAGUUGAUUGAUGGAUAGAUAAAGAGAUAGAUAGAUAGAUAGAUAGAUUGAUAACAGGAUGUAAUGAUAGAUAAGUAGACAGACAGAUGUAACUAUUUAACUGAAAAUUUACAAAUAGAAAUUAAAAUGUGCUUACGUGCUUAAGUGUGUGUUUGUGUGUGUGUAUGUAUGUAUGAUAGAUAGAUAGAUAGAUAGAUAGAUAGAUAGAUAGAUAUAGAUAUACAUAU